Molecule: messenger RNA, 2700 nt
Organism: Anoplopoma fimbria (sablefish)
Lineage: Eukaryota; Metazoa; Chordata; Actinopteri; Perciformes; Anoplopomatidae
Gene: shq1
Product: SHQ1, H/ACA ribonucleoprotein assembly factor
Biological process (GO): box H/ACA snoRNP assembly
Cellular component (GO): cytoplasm; nucleoplasm
Source: RefSeq, a predicted model, not a curated record
GUUUACACUUUGUACUACGGUAAAAGAUGGGCGCUACAUCCACGACCUGCCAGUGAAGCUUGUUGGGAUAACUCUGUGUUUUGCUGGUCUGUGUUACAUCAGUAGUCAUAAUGAUUACUCCCGCGUUCGACCUGAGCCAAGAUCCAGAAUUCCUGAUCCUCAGCAUCCGCGUGCCCUACACCAGAACAUCAGAGUUUGACCUUUACAUCGAUGGAACCGAUUUCAAGUUCUUUGCCAAGCCCUACUUUCUCAGAUUGUCUCUUCCUGGAAGAAUAGUGGAGGAUGGGAGAGAAAAAGCCAAGUUUGACAUUGAUAAAGGUCUCGUCACUCUUCGGGUCCCAAAGGAAACAGCUGGAGAGCACUUUGAGGGACUCCAGAUGCUGACGAGUCUCCUCGCCCCGAAAGGCUCCCGUUCAGCAAAACCACUCAUAGAGGACUUAAGCACAGGAUGCAGUGAAGGCGCGGGAGAUGAUGAUGAAGAAGAAGAAGAAGAAGAAGAUGAGGAAGACUUUGACUGGCAGGUUGAGCAGGAGGUGUACAAGGAGAGCUCAGAGGAGGAGCUGGGAGCCCUGCAGAAAUAUGGCUUUGGCAACCAGAGGUGUGGAGUGUUUGCAAGAUUACAGGAGGAACUGAGCGACGUGACGGAUGUCAAGAACCCAGAGGGAACGACGGCAGCAGAGAGGAGGCAGGCACGGCUCCACGCAGAGGCCUCUGCUUUUUCUGCUGACCAUUACCUGGCUGAUUUGUUUGAGGAUGAUGAGAUAAAGAGGCUGCUGAAGUUUAAGCCAUGGUGGGACAAGCUGAGUCCUUCGACUGAGCAGGACGGGGAAGCUGCUGUAUCAUUCACCGACGAUGAGAAGGAGCAGCUGAGGAAAUUCACCAACCGCUCGUACCUGCUGGACAAGACGUCCCGUCACCAAGUGUGGCUCAGCCUGGUGGACGUCCUGCUGGCUUACUGCUACGAAGCGCGCUCCACGGAGGGAGAGCACAACGUUGAGUCCCCGUGGACUAUCAGAAAACUCAGUGGGACUCUCUGCUGGCUGGAGACCUACGGCUCCUUGCAAGACGUCCUGGUGUCAUUUGGACGGAGGGUUUUGUGCUACCCACUCUAUAGACACUUUAAAAUGGUAUCAGCGGCUGUUCGUGACACAACAAAGAUUUUGCAGUCAGGGAAAGCCUGUGUCCUCAAAUGCCUGCUGGAUAUUCACAGAGUGUUCCGAGAGAACGACCCAGCCUACAUACUGAACGAUCUGUACAUCACAGACUACUGCGUCUGGAUCCAGAGGGUCAAGUCAAAGAAGUUGUCAGCGUUGGCCGUGACGUUACAAAAAGCCUCCCUGCAGAAAAAGGACUUGGAGCUGGAACUCGAGGAGCUAGAGGAGGCAGCGACAAUGGUGGCCGAGGAGGAGGAGGAGGAGGAGGAAGAGGGAGCAGCCUCUGACUGCGCUCCGACAUCCCACAGUGACAGCAGCGGAGAUUCCAGCAGCAGCAGUGAGUCGUCCGAUGAGAGCGAGGAAUCUGAGGCUGAAGGGGAAAGCUGCACCGAAUCCAACAAGGGGGGGGGGGGAGGGGGAGGAGGAGGGGGGGCGUCUAAGGACAACCCUCCACAGCCCCAGCCCUUCUCUGCUGCCUCUCCCAUCCCCCAGGAGCCCACGAGCACACUCCUCUCAGCGGAGAGGGAGGCGGAGUGUGCCCUCCCCUCAGCCUCAGAAGGCUCCAGCCUGCUGAUCCAGGAGCUGGGGGAACGGGUGGCGGAGGAGCUGAGAAUCUCUCCAGACUCCAGCUGCCGCGAAGCAGAGAGAACAGAUUCACGGGUGAACAGCGGAGCAGCGAAAGAAGACGCAACACCGGGGAGGAGGAGGAGGAGGAGCAGCGGGACUUUGUUAGAGCCGAGUCCUCGCAGAAACCCCCUGCUCAUCGUCCAAACACGGGAGGAUCUCGAUGAGAGCGACUUCAUCUGCUGAGAGACGAUGUUGUGGAACCUGGGAGCUACGUGAUGAAUUAUUAACUGACUCUGUGUAAGAACAUGAGACUAUUUGGUUUUUGAUGACUUCAAUUCGAAACAAUUUUUGGUGCUGCAACCCUCCUCUAAAAUUGACUUUAAAUAAUGAUAUUCUCUUACUUCAUUUUGAUAUGUUUGUUUAAAGAGCAAGUGUAUGCUUUUGUCAUUUAGAGUAUAGAAGAGAGAGGCAGCGUACUUCUUCUGCCUCAUGUGUUAUCUGACUUUUUUUUUUCUUCUGCAUUCUACAUGCUCCACAAAUAUAUUUCCACUCUCUGAACAUGCUGUGUUUGAGUUUAUAUGAAUUAUUUCUGCUUUAGUUUGUGAACUAGACCUCCGCUGUUAGUGUGUAUCUUCUCUCCUACCCACGCGUAUAGCCAUAGUAACAAACUCAGUCUAUAAAUGCAUGUUAGGCUCGAAAUGAAACCGAACAGGAAUGUCAUUCCAGGGACCUGACAAACAUGGUGACUGACAAACGAGGUGGUUUCGGAGCUACUUUUAGGGAGCUUUUCUUUUCCCAAUAAAUAGAAGGAGAAGCUCUAACUGCUUUCCCAAAGCAUUGAUUGAAGUGGAAAAGACUCUUGUCGGCACUAAACGGAGCUGUGGGCCGCGCGGGAGUGAUCGAUUCAUCUGGCACGAACGGCGGAGCGUCGUCGACACGGCUCAAUUUCGCCGGCCGCGUCUAGAGUGGCGAGAGAAAA